Messenger RNA from Amphiprion ocellaris (clown anemonefish), 1360 nucleotides. Its product is annotated as N-acetyltransferase 8-like. The record is from RefSeq and is a predicted model, not a curated record. The coding region runs from base 261 to 932 and encodes 223 amino acids. The transcript is spliced from 2 exons. NCBI's taxonomy places the organism in Eukaryota, Metazoa, Chordata, Actinopteri, Pomacentridae. Gene Ontology annotation, molecular function: N-acetyltransferase activity.
AGUGAUUGCCACUGAGCGUCUUUGGUUGCCACCGUGAUCGAAAUGGUCACUUUGAAAAAUAACAGUUCCUUCGACCAUGUUUGAUUAUGUGUCUUAAGUGUCUUUUAUGGCUGUACUUUGACCCAACAUAAACCCAGGAGAAGGCUUUAAGGAUCAUCGAUAAGUGUCCUGGUUGUGUGUUUGAACUUUCUCGCUGGUUCACACAGCUUCUCCUCUGUUAUCUGGACUGUUAACUGGCAAUCUGUGCAACUAUUCUUGUCAUGCAGCUGGUGAUCCGUCGGUAUCGUCCCUCAGAUAAGGAUACAGUGCUGACCCUGUUCAGCAUCGGCAUCCGGGAGCACAUCGGUCCAUGUUUCCGCAACGCCAUGACCAGCCCUCUCUACCUCGCCGUCACCCUGGCUCUGUGUGUUGCUGGACACCUCCUUGGCUCUGUGUUGGGGGCUGUGCUGUUACCUGCAGUAUGGGUGGGCCUCAUCUACUACUGCUCUUAUGAGCUCUAUGACAGCUACGUCAGAGAGAGACUUCGGACAGACAUGCAGGACAUCCCUGGAAACUAUCUGAGCAGACCAGAUGACUGUUUCUGGGUGGCUGAGGCUGAGGUUGAUGGGAGGCCGCAGGUCCUCGGUAUGGUGGCUGUAAUGGCAAAACACAGCAGGAAGGAAAAACAUGGGGAGCUGUUCAGAAUGAUCAUCUCACAGCAGUGCAGACGCCUGGGUCUGGGCCUCAGGUUGGCUCAGACCGUGAUUAAUUUCUGCAAGGAACGAGGAUUCUCCAAGGUGGUGCUGGAGACUAGCUCCACCCAGAUGGCUGCUGUGGCCCUGUACAACAAACUGGGGUUCAGCAUUGUGGUGUCACACACCAAAACAGAGGCUCCCUCCUGGAUUGUAUCGCUGGCCAAAGUCACAAUAAUCAGAAUGGAAAAGCUCCUGUAGGCCUAAAGCGCAGAGAAUAAUUCGUAGGUUUACACAUUGCAUGAAUCUGCUCCUAUGAGCUCAAUGAAGCAUGAUUCAGUCACUUGUCAUCGUUGUGGUGUGUUUAUUUUUUUAAACUAGGUUCGAGCACUGUUAUUUUUGUCCACUUUUAAUUAUUUUUAAGACAAAAAAAUCAAGAAAAGACAUUUUUAACAUUCACUUCCAUUGACUGCAACCUGUUAAAACCCCUGUACAAGCACAUUAUUGUUAUUGUUGUCAGAUAAUGCAAACUCUUAUGUUAGAAAGUAUUAAAGUAGUAAAAGAUUACUAUAAUAUAUAUUUGUUCUACUAAGGAAAGAAUUAUAAAUUUUGCUUGGUUAAGUCAAAAAAGCUUUAAAUUUGACUUUUAAUAGUGUGCAGUUACUCUUUAAUAAAAAACUAAUACUUGA